Molecule: messenger RNA, 588 nt
Organism: Miscanthus lutarioriparius
Lineage: Eukaryota; Viridiplantae; Streptophyta; Magnoliopsida; Poales; Poaceae
Source: the annotation of a GenBank genome assembly
AUGGGAGAUGCAAUAUUUGAGUACAGCAAACAAGUGAAGGAUUUGGGGGACAGGUUGCUCGAGCUGCUCUCCGAGUCCCUUGGACUCAAACCGAGCUACUUGACAGACAUAGAGUGCAACCAGGGACAGAUUAUACUUGGGCACUACUACCCUCCAUGCCCCGAGCCUGAAGUCGCCAUUGGGACGAGCCGGCAUUCAGACUCUGGCUUCCUGACUAUACUACUGCAGGACGGAGUUGGCGGCCUCCAGAUCCUCCAUGACGACCAGUGGGUCGACGUUACACCGACACCUGGAGCAUUCAUCGUCAACAGAGGCGAUCUCCUGCAGUUGAUCUCUAACGACAAGUUUAGCAGCGUCGAGCAUAGAGUGGUAGCAAAGAAUGCUGAACCAAGAGUUUCUAUCGUGUUCUUUUUCAACACUCGUUUCCAUCCAGCUUCGACAAGAAUGUAUGGCCCAAUCAAGGAGCUGCUGUCCGAGGAGAACCCUCCUUUGUACAAGGAAACCCUCGUCAGAGAGUUUUAUGCAUGUUACCACUCUAUUGGCUUGGAUGGCAAGCAGAAGAGUGCUCUAGCUAAUUUCAGGUUGUGA